AUGUCGUUCCCGCAUCCCCGACAAACAAUAAAAGUUGACCAGCCCUCCAUCAACGACACCCUUAGCGCUCGCCUUGCCUCGGAGAUCACCAAAUGCAUGUCGGGAAGCGGAGAACAUCUUAAGGAUGAGGGCUCCAAAACCCAAGUCGUCAUUGCUGGAGCUACGGCAGUUAGAUUUGUCAUUGCUCCUCUUGAUGUCGUGAAGAUCCGCCUCCAAUUGCAAACACACUCGCUGUCCGAUCCACUGUCGCAGCUGGAUUUACGCGGUUCGCCGAUUUACAAGGGCACGCUACCUACAAUCAAACAUAUCCUUCGGGAGGAAGGACUCACUGGGCUAUGGAAGGGAAAUAUCCCGGCGGAGCUGAUGUAUGUUGCGUACGGUGCAAUACAAUUCACGGCGUAUCGAACCAUUACUCUGGCAUUGCAGUCCGGUUUUGGCGAGCAUCGGCUGCCAACAUCUGCAGAAAGCUUCAUUGCCGGUGCCGGUGCCGGUGCAAUUGCGACCACUGCGACGUAUCCGCUUGAUGUUCUACGAACUCGCUUUGCUGCCCAAGGGACCGACAAGGUGUAUAGCUCGUUAUUUCAGUCGAUCCGUGAUAUUGCCCGUCAAGAAGGCCCCCGGGGAUUCUUUCAAGGUGUUCGAGCUGGCAUUGGGCAGAUCAUUCCAUAUAUGGGUAUCUUUUUUGCUACCUAUGAGGCCCUCCGACUUCCUUUGGGGACUUUAGACCUGCCACUUGGAUCGGGAGAUGCUACUGCUGGCGUUAUCGCUUCGGUUAUCUCCAAGACUGGUGUGUUUCCAUUGGAUCUGAUAAAGAAGCGAUUGCAGAUUCAAGGGCCCACGAGGUCGAAAUAUGUCCACAAGAACAUCCCAGUCUACCAAGGCGUCUUCAAAACCUUUCGGCAUAUCAUUAAGAGUGAGGGACCCAGAGGACUCUAUCGCGGACUAACAGUCAGCCUUAUCAAAGCCGCUCCGGCGAGUGCGGUCACAAUGUGGACGUAUGAAAGAGUUUUGAAUAUUUUGCUAGAAAUGGAAAAUACAGCUGUGGGCGCAGGAGAAUUUUGA
Venustampulla echinocandica is the source of this 1062-nucleotide messenger RNA. Its product is annotated as Mitochondrial thiamine pyrophosphate carrier 1. The coding region runs from base 1 to 1062 and encodes 353 amino acids. The transcript has 4 exons. Gene Ontology annotation, cellular component: mitochondrial inner membrane. Gene Ontology annotation, biological process: thiamine pyrophosphate transmembrane transport. The record is from RefSeq and is a predicted model, not a curated record. Gene Ontology annotation, molecular function: thiamine transmembrane transporter activity. Lineage: Eukaryota; Fungi; Ascomycota; Leotiomycetes; Helotiales; Pleuroascaceae.